UUUCUACUUCAUACAUUUAAUUUUAAAAUAACUGACAAAUUCAGAAAGCAUUUUUUUGAAAGCUAAAUGAUACCUCUUCAAGAUCAUUUAUGAGAUUGUAGAAUCUUUCUUAAGAGUUUUGCAACAAAAAAAAAACAAUGUAGUUUUCGACAGCAACAUGCUGAAGUAUGAAUAUAUAAACGCAGAAAUAAAUACUCUUCUAGUUGACUAUGAAAUUCCAAAUAAACUUUGUAUUUUAGAGUCUAUUCUGUAACUCUUAGAUUCAUUUUCUCAAAUGGUUAGAGAAAUUUUUUUUAACUAAUUUUAAUUUUAAUUAAAUGUCAAAUGAAUCCUACAAGUGCUCAUAUGCACUAUAAAAUAAAUAAAAAGUAAAUAAAUAAAUAAAGAGUACCAUUUAUUAUUAUAUAUAUUAGACCGAUGAAAAAAAAGGAAAAACAAUAUUCAUUCAUUCAUGUAUUCUUUCAAUUUAUUGUCAAUUUUGGCUAGAGAAAAAUGUAUUAUUAUUUAUAUUGACGACAUCGGUCAAAUAGAAUAGAUGAAUAUAUAUGCAUAUAAAUAUUGACUUUUCAUAUAUCGAAAAGAAUGGAUUAGUAAUAAUAAACAUGCAAUAUGCAUGCAUUAGAUUAAAUGAUUUACCUGAUUAAAUCCUUAUGAUUAUUUUCAAAAAAACUCGACAAUUUUGAUAUACUUUAUUCUUUUCAAGGUGUUAAUGAACGACUAAAUAAAAUUAUUCAAAAUCCAAUUUUUACAAGUCAUUUGACUUUUGUUAAAUGGUUAUCACAUAAUUUUAUAGAUCUAAUUUGUUGUGGUAUGAUACUUAAUCGAUUUUAUUUACAAAUUUUACCUGAAAUUCAUCAUAAAAUCCAAUGGCUUGAUCUUGAAUCAUCAUCUAUGAAAUAUGUUUUACAUGCUGCCGAUUAUCCUAAUUUACAUACUCUUGGUCUAUAUAAUAUUAAUGAAGAGUCAGCUCGAAGUCUUUUUACUGGUAGGAUAUUUCAAUUGAAUUAUUCUUAUUCUAAAAACAAAAAUGAAAAAUCUAUCAAACUUAUUCAUAUAGAUCACUAGAUUAUAUGAAUAUAUUGAUAUUAUUCUCAUAGUUUUUUUUCUUACUAAUAUUCUACAUAUAUAUUUAGACAAAAAUCUUUCAUCUGAUAUUUUCAAAGAUCAGAUUACAACACUUUGUUACAAUUGAUCAUAAUAACGAGACAGAAUUAACAAUCAUAAACAUAUGCAAUUACAUCUUGACUGUUUUCAUCAGUUUAAUUUCUUUAACAUUAUUGGGUGUGGGUGUGGGGUAUAGGUGUGCAGUGUAAAGUGUGGGGUGUGGGGUAU
Rotaria sp. Silwood1 is the source of this 1332-nucleotide messenger RNA. The record is from the annotation of a GenBank genome assembly. NCBI's taxonomy places the organism in Eukaryota, Metazoa, Rotifera, Eurotatoria, Philodinida, Philodinidae.